This is a messenger RNA of Carassius carassius (crucian carp), 6582 nucleotides long. Its product is annotated as patatin-like phospholipase domain-containing protein 7. Gene Ontology annotation, cellular component: endoplasmic reticulum. Gene Ontology annotation, molecular function: phosphatidylcholine lysophospholipase A1 activity. The transcript is spliced from 37 exons. Bases 213 to 4289 code for a protein of 1358 amino acids. The record is from RefSeq and is a predicted model, not a curated record. Gene Ontology annotation, biological process: lipid metabolic process. Lineage: Eukaryota; Metazoa; Chordata; Actinopteri; Cypriniformes; Cyprinidae.
CUGUCAAGGUAAUAUCAGAGAUUUGACUUCAUGGGGCGAAAAAUGAGCUGCCAAAGUUUACGCUGGAGUGAAAUUUGUGUGGAAAUGACAAGAAAGUGACCCAGUCAGCAGCUGUGAUAUGAAUAAACAGUUUCCAACGGGAUUAUUUAAGGAUUGAUCUUCAUUUUUGCUGUCUUUAAGUUAGAUUACAUAAUAAAAGGGUUUGCAAAGAAAUGGGAGAGAAUAAGAAUGACGAUGGAGAUCAGUGCAAGAAUCCUGCUAUUAUUGGGAGUGAAAUUCGUUCCCGUCUGCAGCAGUUUGUGGAGGAGAGGAUGCAGACCACUAUGCUGACGGGUGUAUUGAUCGGAGCCGUGGCGGCUGCGUGUCUGAUAGGAAUCUGUGUGCUUUUCUUCUACCGCAGAUAUAAACUGGCGAAUCAACAGGCUGGUGUUCCUCGCUAUCGAUUCAGAAAAAGAGAUAAAGUGCUUUUUUAUGGCAGGAAAAUCAUGAGAAAGGUCCAGACCUUGUCCUCGACACCAUCCUCCUCUUCAGUGUCUAAGCAGCGCUCUCGGAAGAGGCCUAAAGUUCUUAGUAUAGCACGCAGGAUCUUGCGGAUCAGGAAGGAGCCGCCCACUUUGCAGCCCAAAGAACCCCCUCCCUCUCUCCUGGAGGCAGAUCUCACUGAAUUUGACGUGCAGAAUUCAAACCUGCCCUCAGAGGUGCUCUACAUGCUCAAGAACGUCAGGGUACUUGGUCAUUUUGAGAAGCCUUUGUUUUUGGAGCUGUGUCGGCACAUGGUGUUUGUGGAGCUGCAGGAGGGAGAGGGGCUGUUCAAGCCCGGGGAUGAUGACGACAGCAUUUAUGUGGUUCAGGAUGGAAGGCUGGAGCUUUGCAUUCAUGAGAUUGAUGGCACAGAGCCUGUAGUAAAGGACGUGUUGCCCGGGGACAGUGUUCACAGUCUGCUCAGCAUUCUAGACAUCAUUACAGGUUAUCCUGCUCCCUAUAAGACUGUGUUUGCUCGUGCAGCGGUCAGGUCUACCAUAUUGCGUCUGCCUGCCUCAGCUUUCCAGUCAGUGUUUGAGAAAUACCCAGAAACGCUAGUGAGAGUCAUACAGAUAAUCAUGGUGCGUUUGCAGAGAGUCACUUUCCUGGCACUUCACAACUACCUGGGACUGACAACCGAGCUUUUCAAUCAGGAGAGACAAGCAGUGCCUCUGUUCGCAGUCAACAGUGUGCUCACUGAGGGGAGUCCCAGCAGAGUCCAACGCAGAUCCCACUUUCAGACACAAACGGAAGACGAGCACCUGCAGGGCUCUGGAGAGAACUUGACAGACUCAGAUGGAGGGCAAGCUGGUUCAUAUGAAAACACAUCCACAGCUGUGCGGAGGUCUCGCUCGGUCUCGAUGCCUGUAGAGACCACAGGAGUGGCAGGAAAUGACCUGAACAUGGCCUACGAACGGGCCCGAGUCACCAUAGAUGAUACUCCAUCCAAUUCUGUCAUUCACAAGUCUAUUUUGAAGAAGAGUGUGACCAUGCAGCAUGCUCCGUCCACUGUGAUUCACUACAUAGACAAUGCACCGCACUCUGACGUUCCUCCUAGUAAAGUGGGUGCCAUUUUCCAGGCCGCCAAAAAGGAUCUGCUGGGGAUUAUUCCACUGCAGGACCCCAGUUUGCUGGAGGGUAGAGUAACGCUCCAUCAAGUUAAAGCUGGAUCUGUUGUAGCUCACCAAGGAGAUCAGGAUGUAAGUGUGCAGUUUGUGAUCUCGGGCACGUUGCAUGUGUACCAGCGGAUGAUUGACCGAGAGGUGGAGACGUGUCUGUUUGUGGCUCACCCAGGAGAGCUGGUGGGUCAGCUGGCCGUAUUGACGGGUGAGCCACUUAUCUUCUCCGUACGGGCGCAUCGGGACUGCAGCUUCCUGUCCAUCUCGAAAACACACUUCUAUGAGAUCAUGCGAGCUGAGCCCACGGUGGUGCUGAAUGUGGCUCAUACAGUUGUAAGAAGGAUAUCAUCUUUCGUCAGGCAGAUUGAUUUUGCCCUUGACUGGAUGGCUGUGGAGGCAGGCAGAGCUGUCUACAGGCAGGGUGAUAAGUCUGACAGUACUUUUAUAGUGCUCAGCGGCCGCCUGCGUUCCGUCAUUAUGAAGGAGGAUGGGAAAAAGGAGCUGACUGGAGAAUAUGGUAGAGGAGAUCUCAUUGGGGUGGUGGAGGCUCUGACCCAUCAGAACAGAGCAACAACGGUUCACGCUGUUCGGGACUCAGAACUGGCUAAACUACCUGAGGGCGCUCUCAGUUCCAUCAAGAGGAAAUUCCCACAGGUAGUCACAAGGCUAAUUCACCUGCUUGGACAAAAGAUACUCCAGCAAGUUAAUGGACCUUUGACAGCUCGCAGUCUAGCUCUUCACACACCUGGUAGUAAAUGGGACGUGGGGAACCCUGCCUCAAACCUGUCCACUGUCACUGUACUCCCGGUAUCAGAGGAAGUUCCUCUGACUGCGUUCACCCUGGAACUUCAGCAUGCACUCUUAGCUAUCGGCCCCACUCUUCUCUUGACUAGUGACAUCAUCAAACAGCGCCUCGGCUCUGCUGCAUUAGACAGUGUGCAUGAGUACAGGUUAUCGAGUUGGCUGGGUCAGCAGGAAGACAUCCACCGCAUAGUCCUAUAUCAGACAGAUGUGUCACUCACUCCAUGGACUCAGCGCUGCAUCAGACAGGCUGAUUGCAUCAUCAUCGUGGGACUGGGAGAGCAGGACCCAGCCGUGGGAGAAUUGGAACGUAUGUUAGAGGGGAGUGCGGUGAGAGCGCAGAAACAGCUGGUGUUGUUGCACCGUGAGGAUGGCCCUCCUCCCAAAGGAACAGCCGAAUGGCUCAACAUGCGGAGCUGGAUCUCCAGGCACCUUCACCUGUCCUGCCCCCACAGGGUCUUCUCCAGGAGGAGCCUGCCAAAACUGAGAGAAAUGUACCAGCGUGUGUUCCAGAAGCCUGCUGAUCGCCACUCUGAUUUCUCACGUCUGGCCCGUGUUCUUACGGGCAACGCCAUUGCGCUGGUGUUGGGGGGUGGAGGAGCCAGGGGCUGUUCUCAGGUGGGCGUCAUUCGAGCAUUGAGUGAGGCGGGAAUCCCCAUUGAUCUGGUGGGCGGCACCUCUAUCGGUUCCAUGAUGGGUGCGCUGUACGCAGAGGAACGCUGUUACAGCAGGAUGAAGAUCAGAGCCAGAGAAUGGGCGAUGGAAAUGACAUCCGUGUUUAAGAAAAUGCUGGACUUGACCUACCCUGUCACUUCUAUGUUUUCUGGUGCUUCGUUUAACUCUAGCAUUAAUGCUGUCUUCAAGGACAAACAGAUAGAGGAUCUCUGGAUCCCAUAUUUCAACAUCACCACAGAUAUCACUGCUUCCACGAUGAGAGUGCACACUGACGGCUCCCUGUGGAGGUAUGUGCGUUCCAGCAUGUCUCUUUCUGGUUACCUGCCACCACUGUGUGAUCCAAAAGAUGGACACCUGCUCAUGGAUGGAGGCUACAUCAACAACUUGCCAGCGGAUGUGGCACGCUCCAUGGGUGCCAAGGUGGUUAUUGCCAUCGAUGUGGGCAGCCAAGAUGAAACCAACCUCACCAACUACGGGGAUGCCCUUUCUGGCUGGUGGCUGCUAUGGAAACGCCUUAACCCACUGGCUGAGAAAGUCAAGGUAUUGAACAUGACUGAGAUUCAGGCUCGGCUGGCUUAUGUGUGCUCAGUGAGACAGCUUGAAUCUGUUAAGAAUAGCGAAUACUGUGAAUACCUCAGACCUCCCAUCGACAGAUACCGCACACUUGAGUUUGGCAAGUUUGAUGAGAUUAGCGAAGUGGGCUACCAGCAUGGGAAGACGGUGUUUGACGUGUGGUGCAGGAGUGGCGUGGUGGAAAAGAUGAUGAAGGACAGACAUCAGGAGGAAUUCCACAAAACGCAGAGCAACAAUUUGGUAACCUGUCCAAAUGCUUCCUUCACUGAUCUGGCUGAGAUCGUCUCACGGAUUGAGCCAGUCAAACCAGCUCUUGUGGAUGAUGAAUCGGACUAUCACACGGACUAUGAAGAGGAGAAUGCAGAGAGUGCUCUGUCAGACAUUGAGCUCUACAACCAUUACAGCGAGCACACAGAGGAAGAACUGACCGCAGACACUGAUGAAGAAUUCGAGAGGUCUCACAGGCAGCGUGUACAUUCUGACUUGGAAAACCUAGGACCUGUGUCCUCCAAAACACUACAGAACUCUAGCUCCAACAGUCCUCCAUCCAUCCACAAAAGAAAAGCACAAGGACUGAAACCCCUCCAUCCCGACCACUGACGCAGAUAUCAGCAUGGCAGUGUACAAACACUGGCACGCCAAUGAUUUGGGGUUUGGCUUUCUGUAAACACUGCAGUCACACCAAUUACGUUCAGGCCUUGAGGAACAGGGACUGAGUAUUUUGUGUAUUUACACAAGCAUUUUUCCCCUCUCAUACAAAGAAAUCCAAAGAACACAUCUAUUGCUGCAAUGGAAGUUUAAGAUGGACUGGGUAACAUGGCAUGAGGUUGAAAUAAUACCUGGCCUUGCAUCUGAGCAGUAACUCAAGACUAUCCCAGAGUGUCAGGGAAGUUUCAUGCUGACUUUGAACUCUUUUGAUUCCCAAGCGUUGUCUUCACCCCAUCUUGAAUUACUGGUUAAUCAAUAGAGGAGGAUAUUACACAAUUAAGACAAUCAGCUACAACAUUCUUUACAAACAGUUAGAUUGAAUUGCAUGUUUGACUGAUUCUUUCUUCUGUCAGUGAAAGAAGCAGAAAAGAGCCAAAUAAUGAUUUAGAGUUAAAAAAAAGAAAGUGAUAUUGAAUGUAGAGUUCUCUGUUUAUGAGCUCAGAUGACCAAUGUUGACUUUUUGUUUCAUUUACACAUCUCAAAGACUUUGCUGUUUCACACAGAUCAGUAACUCCUAGCUCAGGGGUGUCAUGAUCUAUGGACAGUUGAGUGAUCGAUGUAAACUAACCAGUGUUGUGUAUCAUACCGAAUGUGUCGGAUGAGUUAAUCAUGCCUCUAGCUGCACAUUAUCUAACAAUACACCUAAGAAAAGCAUGCAUAUCAAUGCAAUAUUUUUUAUAUUUCUUGUUUUUGUUGUGAAAAUUACUGUAUGAUAACUAGUGCCUUUUAACAUUAAAACUAGCCAUAAAAGACAAUGGGAGUUUGGUAAUGGUCCAGAAAUAGUCUAACAGUCUAACAACAAUGCCAGUAUUGAUUAAUAUGUAUGUAUGAGGAAUCAUUUGACUUUUGGUUUAUGCCUCCAUGACUGACUUUAAUUUGGAGUUUUGUGGUCGUGCAAUUGUUUUUGAAUCUUUCGGAACAAUCCUUAUGCUGUAUACCAAUAGUUUUUGCUUAAAUCUGUUGUAACCCUGUCAUAAAGCUAAAAAAGAAAGCAGCUAUGUUGUCAGCAUUGGUUGUUUAGGGUCAGUUAGUUUCCAAAGUUAAGGAAACCACAGUAUGGACAAAUGAAUAUGCAAUUGUUUUCAAAUCGAUGGAAGAAUGUAGUGUCAUUCUGCAAUCGUCUUAAAAUGCGGAUUCCUAAUAAACCGUUUUUUGUUUUUGUCUUGAGUUCCAGUGUUCAAAGUACUCUGAAGAUUUUGAAAUAUUUGUUUAUUUGCAUAUGUUUCAUAAUGCAGGACGGCUCACAUUUACCCUGUUUGCUGCACUCCAGGAGCCAAGUGUGCCUGGCGGUGAUUAUGAGAAUGAAUUAUGGGAUUCAGCAGUAAGUCCAUGGUUUUUCUGCCUAAUGGAGUUGCUGCCGUCUUCAAUCAUUGCUCGGUGCCAACACUGAACAAAACAGCCUCAGCAGGCUGCUGCACGUGAGAUGUAAUGCACUCAGAUAUGUAAUGAAGACGAAACACUUCCAAAUGAGUUUCGAGAAGUGAAAACUAGGAGACAAUCACACAUGAUGAACAAACGUCUAUGCAUCACAUGCACUGAUGUGUGCAGCUGCAUUUGGUUUAGGGUCAGUCAAGUGUUUUGCUAGUUUGUGGAUAUUGGAGAACCUGUAUGAGUUUCCGUAUAUACAGCUGCUUUUUAGCAUGUUUUGUUUGAAAGAAACUUUUGACCCUAAGAUUUGUGGACAUUUUUUAUUUUGUUUUAAUUUUUAUGCUGCAAUGUUACUGAAAAUGAGCUUUAAAUAGAUUAAUUCGACCUUAAAGCCAUUUGUAUUACUUUGCAUCCCCUUCUUUUCUUUGUUUCUGUGUGGGCCCGUUCUCUAGCUCAAUAUCACCUGUGUCUCCUGUAUCUUCACCUUGUCGUUAUCAUUGAGAAAUGCUUUCUGGAAUUGCAGUGUUGUUUAAAGACGGUAUGAUUAAUUUAGUCUUUUCAGGUUAGAUGUAUCUUUGUCACCCGUAGUCCACUUCUCACCAGGUGUGCUGUAGACAAAUGGGAAUUUAUAAUGGACAUCCUGUGUUUUCCAGAAUGGCAUGAAAAUAAUGAACUGAUUAAUGAAUGAGCCAAACACGCACUGCACCUUUUUUGGGGGUGAAUUUUACAUUUGAAUGCAUGCUAAAUUGUUCAUCUGCUCUCAGCCAUAUUUUGUAUCUUGUUUAAUACACGAUAAACACUAGAAAUUUUCCUCAAA